GAAAAUUUUUCAGUCGCCAGUCCUCGUCGCACCCAGUUGUGUGCCUUAAUAUUCCGAAUAUUUUGAUUUUUCUCGCAAUACUUUUAAAAAUUUUGUAGUUUUUCACGCAAUUUUACACUGUUAUCGAUAUCGUCGAAAAUCACUUAACGCGUUGGUACUAUCGUCUUUGGUAUUUUUAAGAGAACGGUGUACUGCACGACGGCGCGCUUAUUCCGAGGCAUCCAUCCAGGUUUGAAGAAAGAACAGAUGCUGGGGGAUCUCCAGUUCCUUCCGGAGAUCAACACACUGGCAACAUGUCGGACGAGGACGCCGACUACCAGCUGGCCAUGCGCUUGCACAAGGAUCUAAACGGUGACGAUGACACCGCGGCAAACCGCUCGCAGGCAGAUGAAGACGGGGAUUUGCAGUUUGCCCGGCAGCUGCAGGCUCAACUCAAUGACAGCGAACUGGACAGCAGCCUCCAGUUCAUUUACUCCGACGGAGAACAACCUGAUAGUGUGCAGCACGCCAGACCUCCGCAGCAGAAACCAAAAGACUCAUACAAACCGGAGGAUGUGGCGCCUGACUAUCUUAAUCAGACCCAGAACCUGGUGCACCCCGGGUGGGAGCUGGUGGACCCUAGCCCCGACAUAUACUCGAUGUUUAGUCGGUUCAACCAGAAAUUCUUUCAAGAUCGACUCGGGGCCGUCGUCCUGGAGUGGAGCAAGCGCAUGUUUUCCUGCGCUGGCAUAUGCUACCAGAGGUCCAAUAGAUACAUUAAAGAGGUGACCAUCCGCCUCAGCGAGCCGCUGCUCAAGCUGCGUCCGCGCAAAGAUCUCGUCGAGACCCUGCUGCACGAGAUGAUACACGCCUACUUCUUUAUCCUAAACGUGCGCGAGGGCAAUGGCGGCCAUGGGCCAAAUUUUAAACAAAAAAUGAACAUGAUCAACAAGGUGGCGGGCACGAAUAUCACUGUGUACCACAGCUUCCACGACGAGGUGGCUGCCUAUCGCACGCACAUCUGGCGCUGCACUGGGAUCUGCCAGAACCACACUCCCUUCAUGGGCUGGGUGAAGCGCACCUCCAAUCGUGCUCCCGGCCCCAGCGACCAGUGGUGGGAGAAGCAUCAGCGCGAUUGCGGCGGCACAUUCAUGAAGGUCAGUGAGCCAACCAAGGCACCGAAGCCUCCCAAGGCAAUCAAGCCCCCUAAAACCUCGAAAAAGGCUCCGCCAGCCGUGGCUGAUCCCAAGACCGAUAUACGCGGGUGGUUUAAGAAGCCGCCGGCCAAGAAGCCAGCCACCAAUAAUGCCGUCCGGGGCGCCGUUCCGCCAUCGAAACCCUUGCAGGGCGGCAAUAAUUCUACAUUGCCAAAUCCCUGGCCGCCACAGUUUAAGCCAAAACCGGCUGGAGCCAACAUUAAGAGUUUCGGAGACUUGAGCCGCGACAGCGAAGAUGAUGAACCGCCGGCGAAAACCAACCGCGAGAAGUUUCCAUCGUUUAAAGAGACCGAAGAGGGCUACGCUAUGCCCGGAGCUGCGCAUGGAGAGGCCCGAAGCAUACGUGAAAUCCGUGAACGGCGCUUCGGCAAGCAGAAAAAGCAGACGCCGCCCAGUGAGCCCAGCGUAAAUGGCAACAAAAAAUCAGAACAAUGGGAGUCCUAUGACGAGGAUGUAAUGGUCAGAGAUGCCCCAGAGAUUAUGAUAAACCUAAUCGAUGAUUCCAGCAGUUCCGAUGAUGAGCCUGCUGCUCAUAAGGACAUGUCUAGCAAGAGAAAAAUUGAUAAGACGGCUGGGAAGGACCCCAAAAAGCGGCGCCGCGACGACGACACUAGUGACUGCGAAAUACAACAUUGGGAGUCCAUUGAGGAAGUCGAUGCAGUGCCGGUUAACCUCGACAGCGAUAGCGAGGAUGAUGAUGAGCAGCUGCAGUUCAAGGUGCCACCAAGACGCUUUCCCAUGAGCAGCCAGGAGCGCUCGGAGAAUGUAAAGCGCGAAGUUUUAGAGGAUGAAUCCAUUUCAUUCGUCAAAGACGAUAUCGUCUUCAUCGAUGACGAGUACAACGAUGAGGAGCGCGAGGAGGGCAACGAUCCUGCGAUUAACCCCAUCGGCAUGGAUGGCCACGCCUCGCUGUUGCUGGAGUUCCGUAACCACAACGACGUGGUGCCCAGCUGCUCCAGCCACGUCAAUAAUGAGGAGACCGACAUUGUCUGCUGUCCAAUAUGCUUCGAUUCGAUAAGGCGCAUCGAUCUGUCCAAUCACUUGGAUGGCUGCAGUAUUACACAGCGCGUGGCGCCGCCUUCCUUCAAACGUGCCGGCGGAGGCGGUGUCACCAAGACAGAGUCGUCUGUGCGCGGCCGCAAAUCCAAAUCGGAGUCGACCAAGAAUACACUGCGUUCCUGCGGCUACACUGAGUCCGAGGUCGCUGCCCUUAACCUGAGCAGCUCUAGCGACGACUCCACCUCGAUGCUGGCCAGCGAGGAUGAGCUAACACCGCGCCAGCGCCGCCAGCGUGGCCUGUUCAAGUCGACUGUCGGCUGCCCGAAGUGUGGUCAAGAGUUUAUGGGCCACCAGCUUGAGGCCCAUCGCCAAAUCUGCCCUGGCAAGAAGCGGCGCCACUGAGAUUUCACACACACACUCCACUUGAGAAUUGUUUUCCUUUACGUUAAUCUCUUUAAUUAAUAAAUAAUGUUACAAAAUGCGACCAAA
Messenger RNA from Drosophila kikkawai, 2684 nucleotides. RefSeq names its product maternal haploid (gene mh). Gene Ontology annotation, biological process: DNA repair. Lineage: Eukaryota; Metazoa; Arthropoda; Insecta; Diptera; Drosophilidae. Gene Ontology annotation, cellular component: nucleus. The record is from RefSeq and is a predicted model, not a curated record. Gene Ontology annotation, molecular function: single-stranded DNA binding; metalloendopeptidase activity; polyubiquitin modification-dependent protein binding.